AUGCCUAGAAAUCUAAUUUCUGAAUUUAUUACUCCGAUGACCAAUAUGUCGACUGUACGUGUGGAAAAGCGAUAUAAUGAUAUAAUAAAACAAAAUAAUGGCCGAUUAUAUAGAGGUUUAGUAAUCAGUAAUAAAAUGAAAGUUCUUUUAAUAAGCGAUCCAACAACUGAUAAAAGUGCUGCUGCAAUGGACAUUAAUGCCGGCUCUAUGUGCGAUCCAGAUGAUCUACCUGGAUUAGCGCAUUUUUGUGAGCAUAUGAUGUUCCUAGGAACGAAAAAAUAUCCUCAACAGAAUGAUUUCAAAAAAUUUCUGUCACGGAAUGGUGGUGAGUAUAACGCAUCAACAGGUUUAGAUCACACUGUAUAUUACUUCGAUGUAGCUACCGAGAAGUUAGAAGGCGCUUUAGAUCGUUUUGCUCAAUUUUUCUUGGCGCCUCUCUUUACGGAGAACUUAACUGAGCUAGAACUAAAUGCCAUAAAUUCAGAAUACGAGAAAAAUGUAACAAGUUAUGGAGCGCGAUUUAAUCAAUUAGAGAGAUCAUCUGCGAGUUCAGACCAUCCGUUUUCGAAAUUCAACAUAGGAAAUAGAGAAACAUUAGACACAAUACCGAAACAAAAGGGUAUUAAUGUUCGAAAUAAACUAUUAGAGUUUCACGAAAAUUAUUAUUCCGCAAAUAUUAUGUCACUGUCUGUUCUUGGCAAAGAGAGUUUAGAUGAACUCGAAAAUAUAGUAGUGGAUUUGUUUUGCGAAGUACGAAACAACGAAAUUGAAGUUCCAAUAUGGCCUGAACAUCCAUUUAAGGAUGAACAUUUCCGCACUAUAUGGUACAUUGUUCCAAUACGGGAUAUAAGAUAUUUAGACAUUUCGUUUCCUUCGCCAGACAUGCGUCAACAUUACGGCUUUUCGCCUGAAUAUUACGUUUAUUAUUUACUUGAACAUAAAGGAAAAGGCUCAUUAUUAUCAGCGUUGAAAGCUAAAGGAUGGUGUAACUUAAUAGGAUCUAGAAUACAUCCUUCCACCAGAGGCUUCCGUAUUUUCAAUAUUAAUGUCGAUUUGACCGAAGAAGGUAUUAAACACAUCGAAGAUAUUGUUCUAAUGGUGUUUCAAUAUAUCAAUAUGCUUAAGUCGAAAGGACCAAUCAAAUGGAUCUACGACGAAUAUAAAAAUAUUGCAAAUACAUACUUUCGAUUUAAAGAAAAAUCUUCGCCUCUUAUUUCUGUGAAAUGUACGGUUCGAGAGUUGCAAGAAAUCACCAUGAAUGAAUUUGGUUGCGCGGUAUCUGCAUGGCGGCCGGACUUAAUAGAGGAAAUAAUGGAAUAUUUGAUCCCGCAAAAUGUUAGGAUUCAUGUAACUGCAAAAGCAUGUGAAAAUAUAGCUGAUGAAAUUGAAAGUUGGUAUGGCACUAAAUAUAAAAAAGUGAAGAUAUCCAAGGAAAUAAUAAACACAUGGAACUCCCCUGGCUUUAAUGAUGACCUGAAAUUGCCUGUCAAGAAUGAAUUUAUAGCAACUACAUUUGAUAUCAAGCUACAAACUAAUGUUGAAAAGUUUCCCAUUAUUUUAGAAAAUACAUCAUUUGUAAGACUUUGGUAUAAAAAAGACGAUGAAUUUCUUGUGCCUAAAGCUAAGAUGAUCUUCGCUUUCUUUAGCCCAUUUGCCUCUAUGGAUCCCCUUAGUUGCAAUUAUACUUAUAUGUUUAUUCAGCUGUUUCGUGAUUCUCUUAACGAAUAUACAUAUGCUGCUGAUUUAGCUGGUUUACGAUGGGAACUAAAUAAUUUUAAAUAUGGAAUAACAGUGAGUACAUAUAUAUAAUAAUAAUAAAAUAUAAUGUAUAUUAUUUCAAUAAAUUUAAAGGUUUAUUCGAAUAAGUUCUUGUUCAAUUUGUUAUUAAUAUUAACAAUGUUUAAAACAAAUUAUAUCAGGAUCUUGCAAAAUUUUGAUGCUGAACAGCCUUAUGAACAUGCUGUCAAUUAUCUUAUAACCCUAUUAACAAAGCAAACUUGGCUCAACAAAGAAUACCUGGAAGCUACUAUCUAUUUAAAUGUCGAGGGACUCCAGCAGUUUAUACCACAGCUACUCAGUAAGGUGCACGUCGAGUGCUUAAUACAUGGUAAUGUGACUGUAACGGAAGCUACAGAUAUACUUAAACUAAUUGAGUCUAAGUUGACAACUGGAGUGCCCAACAUAAUACCCUUGUUAGAACAGCAACUAAUAUUGCCCCGUGAAAUUAAAUUAGAAAAUGGUUGCCAUUUUCUGUUUGAAGCAGAAAAUAAUUUUCAUAAAAGUUCUUGUACAUUGGUAUAUUAUCCAACUGGUUUACACUCAACAGAGUCAAAUAUGCUGUCAAUGCUCAUAGCGCAAAUUAUUAAAGAACCUUGCUGUAAUACUUUAAGAAUUAAUGAGCAAUUAGGCUAUAUAAUAUUUAGUGAUAUACGUAGAUCGAUUGGAAUACAAGGCUUGCAAAUCGUUGUACAAAGCAAUAAACACCCGCAAUACAUCGAAAAACGAAUCAAUUUAUUUUUAGACUCCAUGUUGAAUCACAUAUCUACUAUGACAGAAGAACAAUUUGAAGAACAUAAGAAAGCUUUAGCUAUAUUACUUUUUGGAAAACCAAACAAUUUGACUGCAAGGUGUGACUUGUACUGGAAUGAGAUCCAAUUCCAACAAUAUAACUUCGAUCGAAUAAAUAUUGAAGUGGCUUACUUAAAGACGAUAUCACGGCAGCAAUUACUUAAUUUUUUUAAGGAAAAUGUACAUAAUAAGGAUCGAUGUAAAUUGUCGAUACAUGUAAUAUCGACGUCAUUGGAAAAAAGCUCAUCUGAUAGCACAAUUGAAGAAACUACCAAUUUAUCAAUUGAUGAAGAAGUUAAGAAAAUCGAUGAUAUUUUGUCAUUUAAAAAUAGUCAAUCUUUGUAUCCUCUAGUUAAACCGAUAGAAAAAUGUUUUCUCAGGAAAGGCGUACGUCCUUCUAAGUGA
Molecule: messenger RNA, 2973 nt
Organism: Trachymyrmex septentrionalis
Lineage: Eukaryota; Metazoa; Arthropoda; Insecta; Hymenoptera; Formicidae
Product: insulin-degrading enzyme-like
Exons: 12
Biological process (GO): peptide catabolic process
Cellular component (GO): cytosol; mitochondrion
Molecular function (GO): metalloendopeptidase activity; metal ion binding
Source: RefSeq, a predicted model, not a curated record